Tuber aestivum (summer truffle) is the source of this 3345-nucleotide messenger RNA. The record is from the annotation of a GenBank genome assembly. NCBI's taxonomy places the organism in Eukaryota, Fungi, Ascomycota, Pezizomycetes, Pezizales, Tuberaceae.
AAGGUGGCCAUCGAGCUGAUUUCGACCUUUUUAACUGUUCGGCAUAUCUUCACUCCCCCGAACAAAAUCCCUUCGUCUUGGAGCCCCUUUCCACAUACUCACAUAGUAUUUCGAAACCCCCUUUCCCUCUUCCCCCCCCUUUCACACUCCUCGAUAGAUGGCCAGUAGCUCUACCCGACAUGCUCCAGGAUUCUAUCCGACGCCGUCGAAAAGCACCAUUGCACCGCCGGCGGUGGCUACAGAUACGGUGGAGCUUAAGGAUAUGAUAGCAAGCUCUCCGCCGCCUGAGUUGGAGCUCAAGGAUGAUAUUGUCAAGUUGAGUGUCAACGGUGACGAGGCCGGCGUCAGUGCGUUACUCGAUAGUGGGAAAGUUAGUGCGGACUGGUUGGACGAGGAUGGCGUCGGGCCGUUACAUGUACUUUAACCCCUCAUCCCCCCUUUUUCGGCUUAUCUAAUCUUCCCAAACUUGUGCCGUUCAUUUGAGAGACUAACUGAGAUAGUGGGCAGCGAUCAACAAUCGGUAUGCAAUUUGCAAGCUCUUAUUAGAGCGAGGGGCAGCCGUGAAUGCCGCUGGAGGCGAAUCUAAUGCUACCCCUAUAAUGUGGGCUGCGCAGCGCGGACACUACUACCUCGUUAACCUCCUACUAAAGCACGGCGCCGAUCCUUGCAUGAAGGAUAUUCAUGGAUACAAUGCACUUCACUUGACUACGUUUGAGGGAAAUAUGUUCCUGUUGGUGUUGUUAUUGCAUCAUGGGAUUCCUGUGGACAUCCCAGACUCAAACCAACACACUUCGUUAAUGUGGGCAGCUUAUAAAGGAUAUUCAAAUGCUGUGGACCUCUUUCUGCGCUGGGGGGCAGAUGUUCGUGCUGUUGAUGAUAUGGGUUUCACUGCAUUGCACUGGGCGUUGGUACGAGGAAACUUUGGCUGUGUGCAGAAGCUCGUUGAGUACGGAGCAGACAGAUAUGCAAAAACCAACGACGGAAAGAGCCCGGCAACAGUAGCGGAGGAGCUCAAGACACAGAGAGUUUGGUGGGAUGCUUUAGACGAUUGCGGCUAUGACAGAGAUGGGAAUCCACUGCAUCCUAACGGGACGAUCUUAGGGAUACGGGUAACGGACAAAACCACUGUGCUCAACAGAUUCUUUCUAUGUUGGCCGACCUUAAUAAUAUGGGUCAUGGUGAUGUGUUUAAUCUACCUGCCCUGGAUUCCCGGUAUCCUUUCGGCGAUCUUCUCCGGAUUAGGCUUACACUGGAUUGCCACCAGAGCGAGCGAUUAUGCGGAGGGUGAUCAGAAAGCGGUCAACAACACACCCUAUCUAGCAGGGAUAUUUGUGGGGACUAUAUUCUGGACCGCGGAGCGAUGGUUGUUCAACAUUCUGCCUAGUAAAUUGCCCCCUCUCAUCCCAUUCGUACCCAACCCCGGCCCAGCAGUCAACGGCGGAUGGCAAGUGCUCACAUUUUGUGUUCAAAAGAUACUUUUAGUUCGGCUCCCUUCAGCAAUAUUCUUUUUGCAGUAACGUUUUCAUCUUGCAUCUACUUUUACAUUAUAUGCAUGAUUUACCACCCAGGCUAUAUACCCAAGCUUUCCAGUGUAACAGAGCAGAAAGCGGUGAUAGAAGAGCUCCUGAGUUUGUGGAAAUUCGAUAACAACAAUUUCUGCGUCGAAUGUAUGGUUCGUAUGCCACUGCGGAGCAAGCACUGCCGCAAAUGCCGGAGGUGUGUUGCCAAGCAUGAUCAGUGAGUCCUUUAUCUUUUCCUACAUUUCUUCUGACAACGCGUUCCUAACUCCACUUAGCCAUUGCCCCUGGGUCUUCAACUGUAUCGGCGUCAGAAAUCAUAGGCAGUUCUUCCUUUAUGUGCUUAGUCUUGAGAUGGGCAUCUUUAUGCUCGUCCGUCUGGUUAUCAUCCACUACACAGUUCUAGACCUCGUCCCGAAAGCGGAAUGCAGCAUCUUAGCGGAGCCAUUCUGCUCAGCCGUGCUUCAGGACCCCUUCACAGCAUACAUAUUCGUUUGGGGAGCGCUCCAAGCUUCAUGGGUGACCAUGCUCCUUUUAGUACAACUAGUCCAGAUAGCCCGUGCACAGACAACCUGGGAAUCCAUGACCUCCGGGCGCCGCCAUCAUGGCCAUGACAACAAAAUCACUUCUGCUGUAGCAUCCACCAUCGCUGCCGGCGCAACAACAAUGGAAGGCGCCCAACUACUCCCCACGCCCCGAGGCCCCGACCCCUCGGCCGAAGCUAGCAGAGGACACCACCAUCCAGGCUACCACCAUCGCCGUGGCGCCAACGGCACCUGUUUCUCCCGGGCGAAGAAACUCCUCGGUGUAGAUGUUCUCGUCCAUACCGCCCAGGACGCCAGUAACCCCGCCCGCCGCCGUCGCGGUAACCCAUUCUCCAGGGGAAUCCUCACAAAUUGCAAAGACUUCUGGUGCGACCCCGCACCCGUAUUCAAAGAAAACGUUAUCAAUGACGGAGAAGCACUCCUCGGCGGUGCCCGGGUUGACUACUACAGGAUGUAUGAGUCUCCUCCCCGAGUGCGCGCUGGUAGGAGUGACACUGCGAGAUACCAGCAGAUUGCAGAAGAGGAAGAGAAUAUUUAGAUUCCGGGUCGUUUCGUGUUUUUUUUGCUUCAAUUUAGCUCGAUUUGUUUUCCUUUUUAUCUUUCCUGCUCGGGCUGGCUGGUCGGAUUGGGCUCACUGGAGCGAGAAAAAGCAAUAUGAUGGCUCAUGAUAUCUGAUAUAUGUAUUGUUUAGCUACAGAUCGUAGGAUGUAAUAUUUACUUGUAUAUUGCUUUAUCACUAUCUAUAGCUAGUUUAUCGCGUGACUUGGCUCCCUAGGAAGUCACCCCUGGGAAUUCUGCUCGGCGGAUAUCUACAGCCUGAAGAGUUUCCUAUUUCUCUCUCCUUGUUUAAGGCUUGCCCUUGACGAAGGUAGAGUCUGUUCCCCACAUGCUGAGUGGCAAGACUUGCUCAGCAGCCAAAGGUUCUCGCGUUUACAACAGAGUUUUGUGACUGCCACCUAGCAUAUCACGGCCUUAGAGUGUCACAGUGGCUCAGUAGGUCCUUUCUUCGAAACCAUAGAGGUCAGGUGCUAGAGAAUGCUCUACCGCAGUUCCUUGGUUCGUCGACGGGACCGCACGGGGUCGUGUUUAUACACCGAAUCCUGCCUGUCAUGGGUGUUAUGAAAAAGCCUAGCGUUUCGCCCCCUCUAAACCUCUCACAAGUUUUUCUUUAGUCCUCCCCUUUCUCUGCUUUCAUGAAGGAUUUCCUGGAUUUGCUUACUUCUUUGAAAUCUACUGGUAUUGAAGUACAUGAAGUGCGUCAUGCACAAUCACUCGCGGAUUAU